This is a messenger RNA of Durusdinium trenchii, 1092 nucleotides long. NCBI's taxonomy places the organism in Eukaryota, Dinophyceae, Suessiales, Symbiodiniaceae. The record is from the annotation of a GenBank genome assembly.
AUGAUUGUUCAGGCAGGAGCCGCCCUUCUUUUGACGGCCACGUCUUUGGAAGAGUGCAAGCACCUCUUCCACCAACAGGCAUGUGCUGCCCAUCCAAGCUCAGGUGGAACUCUGCAAGAGUUCAAUAUCACACUGAAUACGUUCAGUGCUUUGUGCCAUGGCUAUGCGAUGACGGGUGACCUUCAGUGGUUGCCCUCUGCAGAAUCCAGCCUGGCUGAACUCCAAGCAUUGUUGCGGCGCCUGAACCCUGUGUGUCGCAGAGAAGCGAUCCGGCGCCUCUCGAUGCAACAGCGUCAGUGUCUAGAACAGUCGAUGCUCAGGAGGAAGACAUCAAAAACUGUGAGCUCGAAAAGGAAGAGAGGAGUGCUGACCGAGCGCAGCCUGUGCAAGCAGAAAGGCCUCGGCUUUAGACCUUGUGUCCACUUGCACGAAGGUUUGUAUGUCCAAGCACUGUCCUGCAAAGACUUAUCGACUGCAAUUGCCGCUCUUGGCACGCUUGUCGUCAUGCGAUGCUUUUGCAGGGCGCAACAUCGUGUCGAUCGAGUUGCCAAGCUGCGUGCUGCAGACCUGCUGGCGGCCAUUAGCAAGGCUUUGACUGACAGCCCACGUCUCGAGUUCGGAACCGACGUCUCUUUUGUGUUCCGCACCCGUUUGGCUUUGUCCGGGUGUGAACUUGCCACACCGUCUCGACGAGACCCACAGACCGCUGUGGCAGACUGGCUUGUAAUGGUUUGGGCGAUGGAUGGUGGCCGAGCAAAGCAAUGGCUCCAUUUUCAUGCAGAGAGAAGUCGAGCUCAGGCAGACACUGACAGUACUCAGCGUUUGCCUUUCAGUGGAUGGGAACUCCCUUCGACUUGCUCCCGCUUAGACUCAAGCUUUGAUGGCCAUAGGGACAUGGAGAUAUGUUCAUUCCGACAUCCGAGCAAAGCGCAGCUGGAGACGGAUGGUCAAGAUCGUGGAUGCAAAUUUGUGCAACAAGGAGUUCGUCUGAGCCGCAUCGAGCAGGCUAUUAAGCUUUGCUCAAAUAAGUCAGGGAAGCGUAGGAACAAGGCCCGGCAGAAGAGUCAUGGUGCAACUUCCUCUCAGCCCUGA